GGUCUGCUUUUCAAGGAUUCCCAUCUGUGGCAGGUGUUUUUUAUUCUCAUUCGGUUCUUUUCUUCCUUGUGGAUCUUUCACUCUACACAAAAAGGAGGUUACCUUCAGCUCGCGCUGCUUCUCGAUACGCAUAUGCAUAUAGCCAAUGAUAUCCACGUCGCACACGCUUACCUCGACCCCGCUUUCUAACUGCAUCGGCCGAGCCUGCGCCGGGCCGCGCCGCAUCGCGUCGCGCUGCUGCUGCAUGCGCGAUCCCGUCAACUCGACCACUGGAAGCGUGCCUAUGCGUUAUCGUGGACGGCAUGCUUCUUCUGGCGCGCUCGAGUACACCAUGCUCCUGGGUGCGUCUAGGUGGCUCUGCGCCCGCGGCUCGCAACUAUAUCCAUAUCUGAGCGCGCGACAUGGAGCGCUAAUGGGACUGCUCCGAUAUCUGCCUGUAGAGCCGGUCAGCCAGCCAACCCUAUACAUGUCCCUAACGGCAAAAGAAAGGGAAAAAGUCUUUGCCGACUGCAUUCAUCCCGCCCGGAGAGGGCUCCUCCGUCAGCCAACUAGGCAUCCGCGGGCUCGCUCGCACUCAGCGGCAGCAAGUAGCAUAACGCGGCAUGUCUCGGCAUCGACGGCUCGGCAUCGACGGCAUCGACGGCAUCGACGGCACGGCGCGGCACGAUACGGCGUGGAGACCCCGUGCCGUGGCCGUGGCGGCGGCGGACGGAUGCAAACGUGGUUUGAUGCAGAGAUCCAAGCAGGGUAGCGAGCUAUGUGGUGGGGCAGGGACGAGGGGGGAGAGAUGGCUGCGGACGCUUGUCACCGCUCCCGCUAUGACUGACUACGAUCACCACCGCCGCCGAUGCUCUGCUCAACCCGCACUGUAUGGCCUACAUACAGUUAAGAGUAAUAUAUGUCACGCCGGCUCGUAGGGACCUGAGCAGGGGGCGUGUCAUAUACAGCCAAUAAAAAACCAUCUAAUCAACCAAUAUCUUGCUCUCAUUCGUUCAGUCGUGUGUUGUUCGUGAAUC
This is a messenger RNA of Aplosporella prunicola CBS 121167, 1016 nucleotides long. RefSeq lists its product as uncharacterized. The coding region runs from base 146 to 751 and encodes 201 amino acids. The record is from RefSeq and is a predicted model, not a curated record. NCBI's taxonomy places the organism in Eukaryota, Fungi, Ascomycota, Dothideomycetes, Botryosphaeriales, Aplosporellaceae. The transcript has a single exon.